Durio zibethinus is the source of this 1342-nucleotide messenger RNA. NCBI's taxonomy places the organism in Eukaryota, Viridiplantae, Streptophyta, Magnoliopsida, Malvales, Malvaceae. The record is from RefSeq and is a predicted model, not a curated record.
CUCUCAGCUUACAGCCUGUUACCAAAACAAAACAGGAAAACAUGGUGCAAAACUAAAACCUAUAUAAAACCCCUUUUAAGACUGUUUCAGUUAGUGCUAAAAUCCUGGCGCGGGUGUGAACAACGGUUAUAGAGCAAUGGCGAGAAAAUUGUUUGUGCAGCAGUCUUCUACAGUUUCUUUGUCUGCGUUUACUCUACGCCGCCCUUUAACCAAAGGCCUCAAUCCUCGCAAUGAUUAUAUUACUGCAAGAAUUAACCGCUUCCCAAAUCAGAGUAAUUCCAAAGUUGUUUCUGGCUCUGCUUCUGCUUCUAUUUCUGCUCUGUGCAGUGUCCGUGGAAACGGAAACCCAAGCACACCAAUAGGUUCCUUUAAUGAGUUGAUUGAAUCUUUGAUAAAUCGAGUGGAUUUAACGGAGUCUGAGGCAGAGGCGUGUCUGGAAUUUUUGUUAACUGAAGCUAAUGAGGCUCUGAUUAGUGCUUUUCUUGUUUUGUUGAGAGCCAAAGGCGAGACCUUUGAAGAAGUUGUGGGCUUGGCGAGAGCAAUGAUAAAGCAUGCUUGGAAGUUAGAAGGGUUAAAUGAUGUGGUUGACAUUGUUGGAACGGGUGGUGAUGGGGCAAAUACGGUGAAUAUUUCCACAGGUGCUUCAAUAUUGGCUGCAGCUUGUGGUGCAAAAGUUGCCAAGCAAGGGAACCGAUCCAGUUCAUCUGCAUGUGGAAGUGCUGAUGUAUUGGAAGCUUUGGGGGUAGUUAUUGAUUUGGACCCAGAGGGAGUAAUGAGCUGUGUGAAUGAAGCUGGAAUUGGUUUCAUGAUGGCACCAAAGUACCACCCGGCAAUGAAGAUUGUGAGCCCUGUUAGAAAGAAGCUAAAGAUUAAAACUGUGUUCAAUAUAUUGGGCCCUAUGUUGAACCCUGCAAGAGUACCUUUCGCUGUUGUUGGUGUUUACACUGAAGAUCUAGUUUUCAAAAUGGCUAAGCACUUCAACGGGCCUGGGCGAAUCCUUGAUGUUACUCCAGAGAAAAUUGAGAAGUUCUCAUUUGAUCCGUGUAAGAUCUUGUUAGUAAUUCAUCCUUUUUUGAGACUAGAGAAUAGUUGUACCAUUGAAGUGAAGUUGAGUCCUUGUUGGAUGUGUAAGAUAUCAUGUGGAAUUCGGUGUUCCCACCGUUGUACGCUAGAUGACCUGCGAGGUGGUGGACCGGGGUACAAUGCCGAUGUAUUGAAGCACAUACUCUCAGGGGAAAAAGGGCCCAUUGCAGAUGCACUUGUAUUGCACCCUAAACCACUUCUUUUGUUUCUGUUCUCUCUUUGCAUGUGCAUUCCAUGUCUGUAUUCCCUUUCUGGAUAA